Molecule: messenger RNA, 963 nt
Organism: Aspergillus ochraceoroseus IBT 24754
Lineage: Eukaryota; Fungi; Ascomycota; Eurotiomycetes; Eurotiales; Aspergillaceae
Product: bZIP transcription factor
Exons: 1
Coding region: 1-963 (320 amino acids)
Biological process (GO): regulation of transcription by RNA polymerase II
Molecular function (GO): DNA-binding transcription factor activity, RNA polymerase II-specific; RNA polymerase II cis-regulatory region sequence-specific DNA binding
Source: RefSeq, a predicted model, not a curated record
AUGUCUACCGAAACGGCACGCUUCACGGCCAAUCCUUCAUUGGAUGGGUCAUCUACAGUCCAACCCGCUUUACUGCUGAGAAAUCGCUUCACCCCCGAGUUCCUAUCCCUGGCGAUUAUAGAUCAGGGGAAUUACUGUAGAAAUGAAGUUCAUGUGGCAACCCCUACAAUAGAUUCGCUGGACAACGCAAGCAAUCAGAAUUUUAGCUUGGGGGGUGAUACCAACCGGCUACAUAUUCACCAUGGCCAAGUGCAACCCUCUUCGCGCGGCAUCAAACGCAAAAACUCGGCCGAUAUGCACAUUGAUCUUAGUCUUGAAACCACGCAGAGCCACGGCCUUUCCUCUCUCCGCUCUGCAAACCUAGAGCAACCACACUUUGGAUUCAACCAUUCUCCCAGCUCCGCAAGGCACUCCGAUCUCAGCAGUACAAAUUCGUCGUCAUCCCCUAUGUAUGUCCUGGACAGAGAGGAGACUCUAAAGCGAGAAAGACACCUGGAGCGGAACCGUGCGGCUGCGAGUAAGAGCCGCCAGAAGAAGAAGAGAGAAACCGACCAACUGAAGAACCGAUACCAAGAGGUAUCGAAUAGAAAGAAAGAGCUUGAAUGGGAGGUAAAAACGCUUCACAGUAAACUUUUAACCCUCAAGGAUGAGUUACUGGAGCACUCGUACUGUGGCGAUGAAGCUAUUCGGCUCUAUUUAGGGCAGAUGGCUAAACAGGCCGCCACACAGGAAGCAGAAUCUUCAGUACCGAUGCAUACACAGACAACUCCUCCUAAACCGGAACAUACGAUGCUACCCCAACCACCAGUCGCCGUAGGACGUCACAGCCCCGGUCAACCGCGCCUUCCUAAAAUCGAGGAUACGUCAGGAUUUUCAUGUGGGAAUCUUGAAAAGACCGUUAUGGAUGAUUUGUUGGCUCAACCAGCCAGGAAUGUGUUUGAUUAUCAGAUUAGCAUCCCUUAA